Molecule: messenger RNA, 1502 nt
Organism: Phyllopteryx taeniolatus (common seadragon)
Lineage: Eukaryota; Metazoa; Chordata; Actinopteri; Syngnathiformes; Syngnathidae
Gene: ppp1r3c2a
Product: protein phosphatase 1 regulatory subunit 3C2, duplicate a
Exons: 3
Biological process (GO): regulation of glycogen biosynthetic process
Cellular component (GO): protein phosphatase type 1 complex
Molecular function (GO): glycogen binding; protein phosphatase 1 binding
Source: RefSeq, a predicted model, not a curated record
UUCAUUGGCUCAAAACAAGUAAUAUGCAAACCAGCUGCCUCAUUUCUAUGAAAACUCCUCACAUAAGCACAGGUGAGAGCAGAGUUUGCCUUUGUCUCAUACUUCUUUUGGUUUUUAUUGAUGAAACGAAACCUCAGAAUUGGCAGGAUUCCUAUGGCAGAAUGAAUUGCACAAGAGCACUGAAUACGUUUGUCAGUAACCCUCAGCCAACUGCGAUGCCAGUCGACCUUGCCAUGUGCUUAAGCCUGAGCCAGCGCUGGUGACUUUAUCAGCUUAUAAACACGAAACCUACUUUGCAUUAUUAUCCGCCCACUGACAGUCCACAGAGGACCAGCUUUCACUCUUCCCAUCAAGCCUCCUCUUCCCCGUCCCCCGCUUCGAAUCUCUCGUCGCCCUCGCCUUCCUUAAAAAUUCGGAGCUGUCUCCACAGGGAAGCCGGCGGCCUCGGCAAGAAGCGUGUGGUGUUUGCAGACGCCAAAGGACUGGCCCUCACUGCGGUGCAUCUAUUUUUUGCUGAUACCUCCUCCUUAACUGAGACACAUCUAAUAGAAUCUUGCCCAAAUAAACUGCCCGACUCGAAAAAGACACAGAACCACAAGUAUCGUCUGGGCUUUCCUCAGCCGACUCUAGACUCCAAAGCGUUCCUCGCACGCCUACGAGAGACAAAUGUACAGUUGGAAAGCUGCAACAUUUCUGAAUGCUCCCUUAGAGGCAAAGUGCUCAUCUGCCAUGGGAGCACUGACAAGGCCGUGCACUUAAGGCUCACCUUUGACUCCUGGCAGCACUAUUACGACAUCCCAUGCGUGUUUUUGCAACAGCAGCGGUGCGGCGGUUCUGACAUGGAUGUUUUUACCUUCGACUUGAGUUUACCUCAGGACAUAAAGCCAAUGGAGGGAAUAGAGUUUUGCGUGUCUUUCAGGCCUGGAUGCGGCACAUCGAUGCACUGGGACAACAACAAAGGGAAGAAUUACAAGGUGCACAUGGACAAAGAUGCUGGACAGUCCUACCCUUCUCUUCUCAAGCACUGACCACCAUCUUGGACUUCUUAUGUGGCCCUCAGUAUACAGAACCAUGCGGAGCUAAGCUUCUUCAAAGGAGGUUCACGUAUUGAGUCUGAGCGGAAUAGAAACCUCUUUGUUCAGAUAAAUAGACCAGAUGACAGUAGUCUAGUCAAAAGAGCUACGAGGACAUAUAAAUAAUGGAAAUAAUGAAUAUGCACGGUGAAAUGGCCACUGCUGGAUGGAUGUUGUAGAGUGCCAUAGCUCAGCUACCCUGCUGAAAUGUGAAUAUUUAAACGUUGAAUUUACAAUUAAGCUCUUGUCACCCGAACAUCUUUAGCACACUUUUCAAAAAUGACAAUUUGAACUAGAGGGUUUAAAGUGUUCAUUUUGGUUUUUUUUCUUUGGGGGCGGGGGGGCUUCUUUCCCUCAGAACAGAGCAGCUCUCCUGCUGAAAAGGGAAUAAAUCAUGUAAGAUUAUAAAUAAAACAUUUUUUUGUCUUG